This is a messenger RNA of Rhea pennata, 2533 nucleotides long. It is a transcript of the gene GINS3, whose product is annotated as GINS complex subunit 3. Gene Ontology annotation, biological process: mitotic DNA replication initiation. Bases 131 to 775 code for a protein of 214 amino acids. NCBI's taxonomy places the organism in Eukaryota, Metazoa, Chordata, Aves, Rheiformes, Rheidae. The record is from RefSeq and is a predicted model, not a curated record. The transcript has 3 exons. Gene Ontology annotation, cellular component: GINS complex.
GAGUCCCCAGCACGCAUGCGCCGGGGCGCGCUGUCUGGCCGCAGCUGAUAGGCCCUGUCGGCGAGCCCGGGAGCCGCGCGGCGAGUGCUGCGCCGCGGCUCGAGCCGUUUCGGCGCUCGCUCGUCCCGUCAUGUCUGAGGCGUAUUUCCCCGUGGGCCCCGGGCUGGGCCCCGAGGAGAACUUCCUGUCGCUGGACGACAUCCUCAUGUCGCAGGAGAAGCUGCCGGGCCGCGCCGAGAGCAACUUGCCCCGCCUGGCCUUCGCGCUGGGCCAAGCGGCCGGCGCCGGCUCGGGCGACUCCAUCCUGGAGGGAUCAAAGCUGGAAAUACCUCUCUGGCUUGCUAAAGGCUUACAUGACAGCAAGAGAAGAAUAAUUUCCAUGGAACUGCCAAAGAUUUAUAAGGAAGCCUGGAGGACAGUGUUCAGUGCUGAUGCCAACGUGGUUGAUCUGCAUAAAAUGGGGCCAUACUACUACGGAUUUGGCUCCCAGCUCCUGAACUUUGAGAACCCAGAGAAUCCUGAGAUAGCUCAGACUAUCUUGCAGACAUUUAUUAGCCGUUUUCGUCGUAUUAUGGACUCCUCUCAGAAUGCCUACAACGAAGACACGUCAGCACUGGUGGCUCGACUGGAUGAAUUGGAGCGAGCCUUAUUUCGAGCUGGCCAGAAAGGGUUGAAUGACUUUCAGUGCUGGGAGAAGGGACAGGCUUCUCAAAUCACAGCUUCCAGUCUGGUUCAGAACUAUGGGAAGAGAAAGUUCACAGAUAUGGAUGGUUGAAAGCCUGAGGAACAUGAAGCUGCACUGGGGGACACUGAGAGAUCUACACUCUGGCACAGAAAAGAAAGAUGAGUUGCCUUUGGGAAAGGCCAGACUCCUUGCCCAUUAAUGGGAAUUUUUCUGUAUAUCAUCUUUGGAUUAGACAAGUGCAAACUUUUAAAGGCAGAUGGCAAGUGUAUUAAAAAAGUAAUAGAUUUCAUCACAGGAUAUCUUUACAGCUUACUUGUAUCACUCCUGAGGAUUUGCAGUUCUAGUGUUUCCCCUGUGGCUGAAAGAAUAUGCGAGGCUUUUCUGAAAGGGUAAUAAAUACUUAUUAGUCUUCCAAAUUCAUACUUACAGUACCAAAUCUGUAUGGGGAAAAAAGAAGUGUAAUUCCUUAUAUUUCAUCUUGCCAUUUGCAUUCCAACCUCCUGGGAAGUGCUAUUCAAUUUUCCCCAUUCUUUGGGGAACCCCAGUGAUGUGAAAAAAAAAAGUGUGGUAUAAACUGCCCUGAUAUAUAUAUCUAUAUAUAUAUAUAUAUAUUUUUCCUCAUAAAGUUAUACAUAGAGGUGUAGCAGCUACUCUUCAUUGGACUUCAGGGAUUCUGUUUGUUGUGUUUCGGCAGUUUUUGCAUGCAGUAUUAGUGCAGAGAAUAACCUCUGUUUAUCCAUGCAACAAUUGAAGUUGCCUUGCAGGUCUCAAAUACUGCCUUGUUCUCUCCCUCCCUUUUGCCUGCCCCAUCAGGGUGCCUUGAUUCUGCGCCGGAGGGGAGAGUGUUUUCAUGUGAUGUGGGCAGCUUUUGUGAUGGAGACAACUCUACAGUGGGGCCUGUGUUGAACUCCUCAGCUCAUUUUACAGAGGAGCAUCAGGAAGUAACAAUGUGUCAGUCUGGGCUGAAUCAAAAGCAGCAACUUUGAUGGAAACUGUCCCCCGUUAUUAGUCUGAGCCAUCUGUUUUCCCUUGCAAAAUUCUGAUUGUGAAAUUUGGGCUAAUAAUGAAGAGACAGAGCAAAUGAAUUGUUUCCUUCCUUCUGAUCCAUCAGUAAAACACCCUAAGUGUCAUUUCUGCCAAAGGAUGCGACUGGAAUUGGAACUUGCUAAACAGCACAGUAGUUAUUUUCCUAUAUAGAUGUAGCUGUCCUUAAGUCUAGAUUUUGUGCAAAUCUUAAUGGAUAAAUGGGAGACAGGAAGCAAUUCCUGAGGUCAACAGAAUGGUCAUUCUUUGAAAGUAAAUAUUAAACAUUUUAGGGGUGUUUUCAAAUAUCUGUAGAAGGUGGCCCUGGAGGAAUAACUUAGAAGAGGGGCUGGGGCUCAGUGGUUCUGAGCGCUCCCUCUUUGGGAAUCACUGCAAGGGCGGAGUGGACCUGAAACAAAACAUUCAGGAUUUCAUAUCCAAAUCUUUAGGAGCUGUUACUGUAACUGGAGAUGUAUUUGGAUAGCAGGUAUGUCAAACAGGGUAAAGGACCUCGAGUACAAAGCAUGCCUGGGUGUUCCUUGGAAAAGAGGAGCGAAAUUUCCCUCUCUGAAGGCUAUGGGAGAGACCCAGGUGUUGGAUCCCAAAGCACCUUGGCGUUUCUGCCUGAGGAGCACAGGGCCAGCUGUCCUGCCACAGGAGGCUCAUUGGAAGUUGUGCCUGACGAAGCUUUUCCAGUAUGUGCAAGAUCAAAUGCUGCUGCGCUUAAUGACUUAAUGGCACAUAAUAGCCUAUGCAUUUUCAUGAAGUGUUUGUGUAUUUUUCCAUUUCUGGAUUUCUUUGUGAAUAAAUAUUUUAUAAGGGGAA